GCCAUCGAGGCGGCACUUGGAGAAGAUAAUCCGACAGACGCCUUCCGACCCCUUGAAGCUUCGAUCGAUCGCAGAGUGAACGAAGCUGAAGCCCUGGAUGGACUUGCUGAGAAGAUCGAGAAAACCGCUCCCGGACCGGAUGCCCGGCACCUGAAACGUGGAGCCGAAAACCUGCUUGAUGACGUCAGAGCUCAUGGGAAGAAGGCGAGAACGGCACUGCAGGUCGCCCAGAAAAAGGCCGACCUCCACGCGCGGUUCAAGCGAUUGGCCGAUGAAGCCUAUGGUCUUUGCGCUGCCCGUGAAGCUGAUCUUGAUAGAGAUCAAGGGCAUUUGAAUCGAGAACGGCUUCAAGCGACUGGCCGAAAAAAGGACGAAGCCGAGCGCACGCCACGCAAGAAGACGAACCGCCUGGCGACGAGGCUAAACUCCUUAUACUCGGACCUCAACGACCUCAGACCCGAUCGGGCGCAGCGCAGAGAGAGCUGGAGCGCUCAGCGCGGGCAGUGCGAGGAGAUGGAGUCGGGCUCGGCGACCAGGACAAGGACCUGGCUGAUGUUUGGGCGUACUCUGGGAGGCCGCGAUCAAACCCGAUGCCAUCACGCCCGAACAGUUCGACAACAACCAGCAGCUAUCGACGACUUGAAGAGGGACGACAUCGACGGCAAGAUCGAAGCCGUUCAGAAGCUCUGCCAGCUCGGUCCUCGCCUCGCCGCCCUCGUCAGUGUCGAAGAAGCCGGGGCGCUUGAAGCCCAACUUACAGCUGCAACCGCAAAGCAUGGACAACUUGCCGACAGAACUGAACAAUGUCGGAUCGGGCUCGAGGCGAUGGCCGAGCAGGUGUCGAACUUUGAACAAGACGUCGAAGCGUUGGCUGAGUGGCUGACAGCUAUAGAGCAGGAUAUGGCUGAUGUUGAGGAGCUGCCGAUCAAUCCUGACGAGUUGUUGGAGCAGACAAAUUUGCUAUCGGUCGACGCCCUCGUCGCCGCCAGCUCCCAACUCCAACAGCUCGCCGGGCCACCCCGUGCCGACGAACUCUACGCACACACCGCCGAGAUGCAAAAGCGUGUCAACCAGAUUGCCGACCAGGUCAAUCGACGUGCCGAACGGCUCGAACUCGCUGACCGGGCAACCCGAGGAGUGGUAGAUGAACUCGACUACGCCUUGGAGUGGUUCAACGACGCCAAGGAGCGCGUGAUGCAUGCCGAGCCGUUGGCUAUUGAUCCGACGUACUUGAAUACGCAACUUCGGCAUCAGAAGGCGUUGAACGAGGACUUGCUGGAUCAGCAGGCAAAGUUGAGGAACACGGCGAUUGACUGCAGGAAGGUGGCCAGGCAACUUGGGUCUGAUGGGGGGCAGGAUGCGCUGCUACUUGAGAAGGCGGAAGUAGCCAUGCAGCUGAGCGACGAAGUCUCCCAACUCUGCAAGGAAAGAACAGAAAUUCUUGGCCAAACCCUCGCCCACGUUGACGAGAUCGGCCAUUCGUUCGAGGACAUGAACCGCUGGCUCGAUGAGGUCGAGCGAGACCUAGCCGGUCAGCCAUCCGUCACCACAGCAACGCCUUCGCAUGAGUUGGCCAAGCAGCAGCAGCACAACUUGGAACUCUCCGCUGUCAUCGCUGCCCAAACCCCCUUGGUCGAGCGCUUCGAGUACAACGUCAACUCCCUUGCCGAACUCGUCGGCCCGGCCGAUGUCCAAGCUCUGCGCCAAAUCUACGAUCAAAUUGUUGGCCGCUACAAUGACGUGAAAAACCAAGUGAAAUCAAGAGGAGAAGCCAUUGACAGUAUUCUGGAUGCGACAGAGGCAUUCGGCGAUCGUCUCGACGUCUUUUUGGCGACGCUGGAAGGAGCCGCAGAAUCGCUACGUCAGCCAGCAGCUGUGUCGGCAGAUCCGGGAUUGCUCCAGAAUCGCAUUGCGGAGAAUGAAGCGCUUUUGGACUCGUUGAGGGAGAAGGAAGCCGCCCUCGACGCGAUGAAGGAACGAGCAAACGAGCUGCUCGCCAGGGCACAGCCAGGCGAUGCUGCCGCUUCAGAAGUGGCCGCCAAGAUCCAGGCCCUCGAUCAGUUAUGGGGCGAAAUCGGAAGAGGUGCCGAGAUGCGCGGCGCGUUCCUCAACGACGCGCUCGCCAAGGCGCACCAAUUCUGGGCCGAGCUCGACGACUGCCAGAAGGCCAUCGACGACUUGAAGGCCCGCCUCGAGACCCUGGAGCCAGCCAUCGGACAACCAGAACGACUACGCGAGCAGCAACAAGGCCUCACCGAUAUCGAUGGGGCACUCUUCUCCGACAAGAGCCUCCACCUCGGCAAGGCCAUGGAGGAGGCCAUGCAGUUCCACGACGACCUGUCGGCGCUGCACGAGUUUUUGGAGGCUGCUGAGCAGCGCCUCCACUCUAUGGGCCCAGCCAAAAACGUGGCCGUCGAGGGAGAUCCAACCCAAGCUCGAGGAGCUCCAACUUUUCCGAGCCGAACU
Molecule: messenger RNA, 2466 nt
Organism: Mesorhabditis spiculigera
Lineage: Eukaryota; Metazoa; Nematoda; Chromadorea; Rhabditida; Rhabditidae
Source: the annotation of a GenBank genome assembly